AUGGAAGAAGGAACACUGGGAGGAAAAAAAACGAGUCCUCCCUUUGACAUUGAGUCCUAUGAAAAUUUAAUCAAACGAGAAAGAAGUGACAACCUUAAUGGGAGUUGCCGCGAAGAGAAGGAAGUAAGUGGGAGCGAUGGCAUAAUGAAGAGAGGUAAUACCCCCAAGGCAGGAGAAAACAAAUGGAUGAAAAAUGAACAAAAUAAAUGUAUUAUAUUUUCAACUCUCCUAAGAUAUAAAAAAUAUUUAACGAAAAAAGGAAACACUUAUUUUGACUUCAAUCAAACAAACUUAAAAUUAAACGAGAAGGAAUUUUUGCUCCAGAGUAGCAACUACUUUCACCUCUUUGAUAUAAGUUCUCUUUUCUACCCCCAUGUGUAUGUUAAUGUAAAUUCUCACAUGAGUAUUAACAUAUCGGAUUAUUUGAAUUAUAUCACGAGGACAUCGCCAGAGUACAUCACAGCGGAGGAUUCCUCAGUGGAUGCAAAUGAAAUUAUGCAAUAUGCUAGCCCGCAGGAGUUCAUUUUGGAAUGUAUCCAAAAGGUGGAGCACAUAGAAGUGUUCAAAAAAGUGCAGCUCGUGAAAAAGCUACUCCUAACGGUGAACAGGGAGGUCGCCCAAAAAGUACAGACCUAUGUAGACAACAUCCCGGAAGUCAACCCAAACGACUAUAUCUUUGUGCAGACCAACCGACAGAAUGAUCUUCUCUUUGGCUACGUAAAGAGUAGCAAGUUUAAUUUAAUUUUCGAAAUUUUUAAUUUUAAAAAAUUUUUUAAAAAUUGCCACAACAACAAUAUAGACGUAACUAUACACCAAGUGAAGGACAAAGGAUCCGAUGGAGAAAGUUUCGUUCAGCGGGCUGGCACGGAAGGAGGGAUAUAUCUAAAGGAGCAAUCCAUUCAUGUGAGGAAGGAUGCCUACCAGAACAUCAAAUUUUGUUCCGUUCACUACUGCUAUUAUUACUUCUUUAAAAAUGCCCCUGUGAAGUACAUUUUCGAAGAAGGAAAAAGAAAAAAAAAAAUAUUCACUUUUAGUCUUUGCCUAAAGUACGUAAAGAAUCAUCUGUUCCUUCUGAUGCUAUACAAUUAUAGCCCCCCCUCGGAAGAUAAAAAGAACUGUGUGAACGUGGAAGAAGCAAUCCCGAAUUUGGAAGAAAUGGAAAUCCACAACAAACACUUUAACCUGAACGAGACAGACAAAAAUGUAUUCAAAAGAAAUACAUUUUUUGUGCAUGAUUUGUAUGACCACUUAAAAUGUAAAAUUUUAAAUCUUAUCAGUUUUGUUGAGUUCCCUCCAAAUGACUACAUAGUAGACAUUCAUUUGACUAAGCUAAAGACAUGUAAUUCUUCUUCCAGAGGCGACUACUCCUUCAGUGUAUACUGUUUAUCUAACGGAGGGGUCGUUUAUAUUUUUAUUUGUACUCUUAUGAUGAGAGAUAAUAUUUGUGAAGAGUCGUUCCAGGUGGAUAUAUCCAAGUAUUAUCAUUUUGAGUUAAAAAGGAAGGACACCUACCAUAGCAUCAAAGUUGUUAAGUGCAGUUCGGUGUUUCUGCGCGCUCUGUGCGGGGGGGGAACCCAAAGGCGCGGAAGGAAGAAGGUCAAUCGGAGGAGGAAGAACUCAUGUGCAGAAGAGUUGACAUCGAACAACAAAUCUGAAGUAUCUCAUACUUUAGAGGAAGAAACAGUUCCACCUCUCCAAAUGGGUAAUGUCGGUGAAGAACGAAGGAAUCUAAUUUCAUCAUGGAUCAGUUCAGAUGGACUUGAUCCUACCGAUGGAAGCGCUGAAAUGGACAAGUAUAAAUACUUCUUCUUGAUAAUAACAAGUAAAUGUGACAUCUUCAUCAUCAGCUUGAGGAGGAAGAAAAAAGGAGAAGACAUUGAAUUGGUAAAUUAUUCCUGUACAAAUAGCACCAACCCGAAUGAUGUCAUCCGGGGUGUUCUGGUUAAUAAGCACCAUUUUGAGAAGACCGAUGAGGCGGAAAACAGAUCAAAGCCCAAAACUGCAAUGGGGCACACCAACCGAUGUAUAGCUCACCAGCACCAUAUGAAACAAACAAAUAUAAGUUGCCCAAUAUUCGAGCUCCUUUGUUACUUCGAAAACGGAGAUGUAAACAAGUACAAUUUUGUAUGCACCGCGAAGGAACAAUUUCUGGAGUUCUUUCUCACGAAAAAUGAAAUGCCCACAGGUGAACUCCUUUCCAAGAAGCAAUUCUUCAUUCCGAUCCUCUUCCCAUUUAAUGAACAAGUGCUGAAAAAAAAAAAAAAAAAAAAAAAAAACGAUAACAGUGUAACCUUGUACAAUACGCAAACUAGCUAUUUUAAAACCAUUUUAUUUAUCUACUUCCAGGAAAAGCAAUUUGAAAACGUUUGUCUGUCUGUAAAUGACCAGUGCCUAGUUAUCACAUAUGUGAAGUCCUUCUGUAAGUUGCUGCGGAAAAUACGCUCACUCAUCGAGCGGGUGAAAAUUUCCCAGGAGAAAUUGCACAGAAAAGGGAACGUAACCUCCCAGGACCAAGUGGGUAUCCUUCAAAUGGGAAGGAAGAGGAAUUCCAGGAGAAACAAUGGAAAAGUCGAAGCAGACGCGGAUUUCUCACCAGACGAAGAAACCAACUUCAUAGAAGGGGAAUCUAUGAACGGAAAUUUGUUCACACAGAGGGAUCACAAGACGCACUUCUGGGAAUACAAAUAUAUCUUAUUUGGAUUUUACGAUUUAUUUUUAAUCAACCAAAAUAAUACCAGUGGUAAUGUUAGGGGCCACCUUGACGAGAACGCUAGGAACAACCCUGACCCCGCUGUGAGCGAAAAGGAAAAAAGGAAAGACGAAAGCAACGCAAUGAACUCGUACGAUGCACACAGCCAUUUUAAUUUCCUAAAUUUAAUAAAGGAGUACCUAUCUUAUGAUAACCUUGUCGGGUGCAUCUCUAAUGUCCCAUCCGGGGAUAAAAAUAGGAAGGUUAAAAUGAAUUUUUAUCAUUUCCUCCAAACGUUAUGCCAUUUUCAAGCAAACUACGUUAGCGAAGGAAACUCAUUUUUUCACCUAAUAUUUAACGUACUUUGCCAGAAAAAUAUUUACACUGAUGGUGUUUAUAGCAACAAUGCAGUGGGGAGGAAAAACUUGUCGCUUGGGAUGGAUCCACUUCUAGACAUAAGGACUCACUUUUGUAUUUUGUUUUCCUUCUUUAUUCACAUGUACAAUUUUUGCUUGAAGAAAAACGGUAUCAGCAGCGACUCUUUCAGCUCACACAUUACCUAUUUCCUUAUUAACAAAGAGACGCGCAGAAAUAAGAAGCGAUUUCGGUACGUUUACAGGCCAGAGUCUCGCCAAGGGGAAGGCAAAACUGAACAUACUGAUAAUGAUGCGAAUGGAAAGGUGGACCACCUAGUGGGCCAAAAGGAAGAACUCCACAUGAACUCCCGCACCAAACAGCAGGCAAUUCCAGAGGCAGUUCCACAGACAACUCCACAGACAACUCCACAGGCAACUCCGCAGGUCACCCCGCAAGUGAAUCUAGUCACCAUGCGCAAGUGCCUGUACUACAUAAGCAAGACAAGAAAAUAUUUGCAAUCCAUAUUUGGAGUCGAGGCGAAGGGUGAAGACACAUCACGGGGGAUCUCUUCCAUCCCCCACGUGUACACGAAUUUGUAUCUGUGUCAAGUCCUCUAUAUCAUGCUUAACACGUUGCGAAUAAAUAAUACAAACCUGUUUGUGAAUGUAGCUUAUGACCUAAGGAAAAAUAACAUGGACUACUUCUAUCUCCUCAUACUGCUAAAUGUCUAUGUUCUCCACAACAGUUUGUUUUCGCAUGGUGGUCAUCAGAACCCCCUCAGUGGAGACGGAGAAGAAAAUUUACACCAAUUUUUCAAUCAUAUUUUCGAAAAAAAAAACAUUCCUAAUGGAGGCAAAACAGACACUGAGAGAAUGGAAGGCAUCGAAAUAGAGCAGGACGCAUUUGAAAGACACCAAGUGUUGAUACACGACUUUAUAAAAAAGAUGACGAGUCGCUUAAAGGAUGACCACUAUGUGAUUGAGCGAAUUUAUUUUAAAAUAAACUGUGUUCUUUGUGGAAAAGUAUCUGUUUCAAAUUUGUAUAAUCCUUAUUACAUCUGCGAGCAGAAGCACAUUUUUAACAAAUGCAUGGUUACUCUAUGUUGCAUUGGAAAAAGUAGCCUCAUCAUCCCAAGUGUUUACGUUUCGCCUGAUUUAAGUAAGCCAGUUUUUGAGGGGCCCAUCAGUAUUUUACAAUUCAAUUUGCGCGUGAAAUUGGACUGUACAUAUUUCUGCUCCUUUUGCCAUUUGUUUAUGACCACCCAGAAUAGCUUCUUCGCGAAGCACUUCCUUUUUAACCAGUGUCCUUUUUGCAAUCACGAUUUGGUGGCCAUAUGA
Messenger RNA from Plasmodium knowlesi strain H, 4383 nucleotides. Its product is annotated as conserved Plasmodium protein, unknown function. The transcript has 2 exons. Bases 1 to 4383 code for a protein of 1460 amino acids. The record is from RefSeq and is a predicted model, not a curated record. NCBI's taxonomy places the organism in Eukaryota, Apicomplexa, Aconoidasida, Haemosporida, Plasmodiidae.